UGUUGUUCAGAUGGGUGAAGUAAUACUAAAACAAAUUUACAUUAAAAAAUAUCUAAAUACUGCCCAAAUACGUUCGUAAAUUAUUCUGUUUACAUUACUUAAAAAUAUUUAAGAAAAAUGCCAGGACACAAUAGAAUAAUAUAUUCCCUGCACUCAUAUCUCAUCUCUUGAGACCCUAUUGAGAAUUUCCGCUGACUACGUCCAUAUUGCCAAUGCCAGUGUUGUUGUUGUUUUGUGCGGCGUAAUGAGCAGAUUUGUUUGUAAACUUUUACAGAGCGUAAACCAAACAAAUUCGGGCUUCAGAAACCUUUAUUUGUCUGCUAUAAGGUAUGCAGAGGGCGGAUCUGAAGAUGGGAGUCCCGCCCGCACAGUUCUAGUGGAGAAGGACUCUCGUAUAACACUUAUAGGCCUAAAUCGCGAGCAGCAGCGCAAUUCUAUUGAUGCCAACACCGCAGAGCAACUAACUGAAGCCAUCCGCCAAUUUGAAGAGGAUGAUAGUUCCCCAGUAGGUGUUCUCUACGGUAUAGGUGGCUCCUUCUCCGCUGGCUAUGACUUGAAGGAACUGGAGGCGGAGGCACAGCGCGGUAGCCUUAACUUUCUGUUGCGUCACGAGGGCUCAAUUGGACCAACCAGACGGCAUCUCCGGAAACCACUUGUUUGCGGCAUCAGUGGCUUCUGUGUGGCCGGAGGAGUGGAACUGGCACUUAUGUGCGAUCUUCGGGUGAUGGAGGACACCGCCGUUCUGGGAUUCUUCAACCGUCGCUUGGGAGUACCGCUAACUGAUGGAGGAACUGUACGUCUAGCCGCUGCAGUGGGGUACUCGAAUGCCUUGGAUAUCAUUGAAACAGGAAGACGCGUUUACGCAGGGGAAGCCAGGCGAAUGGGCCUAGUAAAUCGCGUUGUAGCCACGGGCACAGCUCUGGGUCAAGCUGUUAAUCUGGCCUUCUCAAUAGCCAAGUUUCCAAUGGCUUCCUUGAUGCACGACAGAAAUGCUUUGUUGGAAAAUGCCAAUGCCUACAACAAACAUGGUUUCCAUGUAGCAAGUUACAAUGAGAUCAUGAAUGUAAGCUCAGAUAUGAUAACAGAUAUGCAGGAGGGCGUAAAGCGCUUCAAGACCUCUGAGAUCAAGGGGCCCAAAACGGAUUCCUGGCAAAUAAAAGAGAAAACCAUUCCAGAGUGGGAAAAGUCAGAAAUCGAGAUCGAAAAGCAAAAGACAUGACAUAGAAUGCUUAUUAAUUAAAUUGUAUAUGAAAUCUCUUGGUUA
This is a messenger RNA of Drosophila eugracilis, 1264 nucleotides long. RefSeq names its product probable enoyl-CoA hydratase. The coding region runs from base 245 to 1219 and encodes 324 amino acids. Lineage: Eukaryota; Metazoa; Arthropoda; Insecta; Diptera; Drosophilidae. The record is from RefSeq and is a predicted model, not a curated record. The transcript is spliced from 2 exons.